AUUUUAGGACAUGCUCAAAAGGAUCUUCACUAGAAAGAAGAAAAGCUCACAAGAUAGGCCCAACCAUUCUGAUGGAGACAUUGCCAAUACUCAAUAUAUGUGCAUUGACGAAGGAGAGCGGUGUAAGUCCGUGGAACCCGUGAUAAAUCCUAAUUACGUGUUGCGAGAAAGAAAAAACAACGAUGAGAUAGAGAUAUCGUACUAUAACACUGAUACUUACAUUAACGUGGACAAGAAACGACCUUGUUAUGAAAAUCUUGAUAACCCUCCUACUUCUCUCAAAAGUGUCCUUUCUGACAACAUGAAUAACAGGGGAACAUAUGACGGAAUAUGGCACUACAACUCGAAUAAAAAUAAGAAGACUGUGACUAAUUCACGAACGAGCUCAUCAAUUCCACACUUUGAAGCUUGCGAUGCGACUCAAAUACAGUACGACCAAGUCAAAGACAUCACCCAACAAAAGUGGUAUUUCGGGUACUUGGGUCGAUCUGAAGCUGAAAGUAAACUUAUCCACACUCUUCCCUCGACUUUCCUAGUUAGGCAAAGCCAACGAGAUGAUUCUUACAUCUUGUCAGUAAAGCUGCUGGCGGGACCUGUUGCACACAUCAAGAUAGAGAAAGGGGAAGGGUACUGGCUACAAGGCAGCUACAAGACAUUUUAUACAAUUGGACAAUUGGUCACAUUCUUUACCCUAAACGAGAUUGCGAUCAAACAGCUGGGCCUACAUCAACUUCUAAAACUGGGACUGGUCAACAAGUCAAACGCGGUUGCGUAACAUUGUGCUCAAUAUUUGGACCCACGUUUUCAAUAUUGAUACUGUAUUGAAUGUAUAAUGAAGAAGAGUUUUGUGUGCGAUUUUAAUUGAAUAUACAUAGUUUAUUGUUGGUAUUUCUCAUGCAUGAUUCAAAUUUAAUUCGCUACAAUUUAAGAAUUCUGGAUAUUUAUUUUAAUGAAUACAAAAAUUAUGGAUUUAUUUAUUUUUAUUUAAUAUUUUGGUAUGUAUUUACUUAUUUGUGUUAGUUUAUUUAUAAUUUACUCAGCAUACUAUUGUAUUAUUGUAUGCUGUAAUCUGGAGAGGAAUGAUUAUUUAAUAUAUACAUUUUCAUUAUUCUAUUUCUUACAAGAUAA
Messenger RNA from Bolinopsis microptera, 1128 nucleotides. RefSeq lists its product as uncharacterized. Bases 11 to 775 code for a protein of 254 amino acids. The record is from RefSeq and is a predicted model, not a curated record. Gene Ontology annotation, cellular component: cytoplasm. The transcript is spliced from 8 exons. Gene Ontology annotation, biological process: cell migration; regulation of GTPase activity. Lineage: Eukaryota; Metazoa; Ctenophora; Tentaculata; Lobata; Bolinopsidae. Gene Ontology annotation, molecular function: guanyl-nucleotide exchange factor activity.